This is a messenger RNA of Metarhizium robertsii ARSEF 23, 549 nucleotides long. RefSeq lists its product as uncharacterized. The coding region runs from base 1 to 549 and encodes 182 amino acids. The transcript has 2 exons. The record is from RefSeq and is a predicted model, not a curated record. NCBI's taxonomy places the organism in Eukaryota, Fungi, Ascomycota, Sordariomycetes, Hypocreales, Clavicipitaceae.
AUGGCAUGCUAUGCGCAGCCAGAGUCCUUGUCCACCUACACACCGAUUUCAGAUAAUACACAUCAUUUCAUCGAGGCAACAAGAUCGCUCCUUGACGAAGGUGAUGUUACCGCUCUCGAUGCCCUCGCAAGCCGGCUCAGUCCGUUCAGAAUCAAAUACCGGCCGGUGGUCGUAGGAGAUGUUGUCUCUGUCAAACCCGUACUGGUCCUUGAACACGAGCAAUCGCCAGUCAACGACAUGUGGAUAUCGGCAGAGACCCCCGAUUUCAAUCUGGGAGCAACCCAAACACACGACUUCGGCUGCCCAUAUCAGAAAGGGCUUACGAGUCCCGCCCUUACGAACAAGGUACUGGCUGAUUACGCCGCCGAUAGACACGAGGACGAUGUCGUUUAUACCCAGAGCUCUGAAUAUAGGGUUGAACUGGGUCCCUCAAGGCAAAAUAACCCCGCCGCAAUUGACAUUGACCUCUCCCAGGUUUGGACCCGGCCCCGAUACUACCGUCGUCUUCAGAGUGGAAGUAACCAGGAUGCUCUGUCUCUAGGCGCGUAA